AUGAUUGAAGUUGUCUGUAGGUCCGUUCUAUGGGCUGGAAAUCGUGUGAUCUCAAAAAAGGCCUUAGUUUCAUGGGAGAGAGUCUGUCAACCAAAAGCAGCAGGAGGAUUAAAUGUUAUGAACUCGAGGCUGUGGAAUGAGGUAGCUAUUUUGAAGCAACUCUGGGCUAUAUCACUGAAAAAAGACUCUCUCUGGAUCAGGUGGGUCCACUAUUACUAUAUUAAACAGAGAUAUUUGGAGAAUAUGGACAUACCCAAGACUGUAGCUUGGGUAGUUAGGAAAAUCAUUGCCAGCAAAGACUAUCUGAUGACUCUGAACUCUAUCCAAGGCACACUACAACAAAGACUAUCUAGCAUGGAGAAGAAUGGAUACAAGUUCAACUUGUGGUUAGCUAUACAGAAAAGGCUAGCUACAAUUGACAGACUACAGAAGUUUGGCAUUGAUGCUCCUGAAGACUCUGUCUUCUGUAGUAGUUUUGAUCACUUGUUAUUCACCUACUCAUACACCAGCAACAUUUGGGCUAGACUGCUGAAAUGGUUGGGGCAUACUAGAGUAAUUAGUAACUGGCAGGAAGAAAUAGAAUGGAUAAGCAGAAUGGCUAGAAGGAAAACAUGGAGGGGCCUCUAUUACAUAUUGUACUUUUUCCAUGAUGCUUUACUGCAUUUGGCAUCUGAGAAAUUCCAUGAGAUUCCAAGGUGCAAGACUGGAAACUGA
This is a messenger RNA of Lycium barbarum (goji berry), 714 nucleotides long. RefSeq lists its product as uncharacterized. The record is from RefSeq and is a predicted model, not a curated record. Bases 1 to 714 code for a protein of 237 amino acids. NCBI's taxonomy places the organism in Eukaryota, Viridiplantae, Streptophyta, Magnoliopsida, Solanales, Solanaceae. The transcript is spliced from 2 exons.